AUGAUAUAUGUUCAUUUUAACGUUACAGUUUACCCCCCUCUCUCUUCCAUUCACUUCUUUAUUUUCCAUUACUUUCUGUUUCCAUCUUUCCUACUCCCAUUUCACUCAAGCACUCUAUCCUCCGUUUCUUUCUUUCUUUCUUUCUUUCUUUCUUUCUUUCUUUAUUAUUAUAUAAAUAUUCUUUCUUUCUUUCUUUCUUUCUUUCUUUCUUUCUUUCUUUCUUAUUAUUAUUAUGCAUACUUUCUUUUUCAAAGACCAAACAGUCACUGUUCUUAUAACGUUCUUGUUUGUUUUUAUUAUACAAUAUCUAUCUAUAUCCUUUUUCAUAUCUAUCUACUAUCUAUCACCUUUUCAUAUCUAUCUAUCUAUCUAUCUAUCUAUCUAUCUAUCUAUCUAUCUAUCUAUCUCCUUUUUCAUAUCUAUCUACUAUCUAUCACCUUUUCAUAUCUAUCUAUCUAUCUAUUUCCUUUUUUAUAUCUAUCUACUAUCACCUUUUCAUAUCUAUCUAUCUAUCUAUCUAUCUCCUUUUUCAUAUCUAUCUACUAUCUAUCACCUUUUCAUAUCUAUCUAUCUAUCUAUCUAUCUAUCUAUCUAUCUAUCUAUUAUCUAUCUAUCUAUAUACAUAUAUAUAUAUAUAUAUAUAUAAACUGUUACGAGAUCACUGGCCCAUCUAUUAAACCAAUCAAGCAGGUAUUUUCUCAAUCUUAUUUUCAUAUCUGUCUCUCGAGCUCGGCUGUUCGUGUCUUUCGAUUUAAUUCGAUCAGUUCGCGACUCCCGACUUCUUUCUGUCUCAAUCUAUUCGUGUCUGUUGACCAAAUCCAUUCGUGUGUAUGUAUCUCGAUCUGUCUCAAUCAGUUCGAGUCUCCCGAAACCUACCUGCCUCAAUCCAUCUGCCUCAGUUUUUUCGUGUCACUCGAUCUAAUUUAUGGUAAUUUUCUUCUGACUGCUCUUUGCUUUCCCUUACAAUUUUCUCUAUUUUCCUCUCCUUUCUUUUCUUUUUUCUCUUUGACUUUAUAUCUUACUUUUCAUUCUAUUUUCACCCUUUUUCUAUUUUGCUUUGAUUUUUUUCGUUUUAAAUAUAUUUCUACUUUCUCAACUUUUCUGUUUUAUCACUUUUCUUUUCCUAUUCCUCCUUUUCUUUUUUUCUUUCUGUGCUUUUCUUUCUCUGUCUUUCAUUCUUUCCCUCUUUCGUUAAUUAUCACCACCGACGCGCUUAUCUUUCUCUUUGUUCCUCCUUUCACCACUUCGCGUUUCUUUCUCUCUUCUUUCUUUUCAAGCUUUUAUUUGUUUGUUUCUUUCUAUGGCCUCCGUUCUCUCUCUUUUCUCUCUAUAUCACACUCUCUCUACCUCUCUCUCUUUCUCUCUCCAUCUCUAUCUAUCUAUCUAUCUAUCUAUCUAUCUAUCUAUCUAUCUAUCUAUCUAUCUCCACACACACACAUACAUAUAUCUUUAUUUCUUUCUCUAACUUUCUCUCUCAAUGUCUCUUUUUCUUUCUCUCUCUAUCCCCUAAACAUACAAUGUUAA
Messenger RNA from Acanthosepion pharaonis, 1524 nucleotides. The record is from the annotation of a GenBank genome assembly. NCBI's taxonomy places the organism in Eukaryota, Metazoa, Mollusca, Cephalopoda, Sepiida, Sepiidae.